Messenger RNA from Trypanosoma brucei brucei TREU927, 2874 nucleotides. RefSeq lists its product as hypothetical. The coding region runs from base 1 to 2874 and encodes 957 amino acids. The record is from RefSeq and is a predicted model, not a curated record. The transcript has a single exon. Lineage: Eukaryota; Euglenozoa; Kinetoplastea; Trypanosomatida; Trypanosomatidae.
AUGGUAUCCGCUUCGAAGUUGCUGCAGGUGUUGGUCCGACGCUUUGAGACUCCCCAACCAGACUUUAUGGUCGGCCACGCGCAUUUCGUAUUGAAGUUCUUGUCCGCUAUUUGUCAAACUAAUAUAAGUCGUGAGGAUAUGCUGAACGUGACGAACAUUAUUACCAACUGCCCCCACGCAUUACCGAUAUUUAAGGGUAAUCAGCGCUUAUGCGAAAGGCUUUUGCUUAGUUGCUUUGCUAGUGUGUCCCGUGUUGAUGCCGAGUUACAGGAUGGCGUUCGACAUGUAAUUUGCACCUUGAGUGUCAAUCCUGAAUUGAAUUCAAACAUCAUGAUGACAAUGGCUCGCAAAACUGUGGCCGCGAAGCGUGUGGAGGGUGCAGUAGCCAAGCAAGUUCUUGACAGAGAUGACGCCAUUUCCAACGAACUGCUUCGCCGUGUUGUUGCUCAGAUGCCCGCUCACGGUGACCUUAUACCCGAUGGAGGUGUUGAAAUUGCCCUUCUUCCCCAGAAAGCUAUGCACAAACGCCGACAAGAGCGCUUCGAGAGACCUGAACUCUUUUUCCUUGUCUCAACUUUACGCUGCAUUGCAACACACCGUCAGAGCCGACUUCGUGAUAGUUUUGUUGAGGCGGGAUGUUCUGCUGUGGGGAUGCAGCACAGAAAUUUACAAUUUCUUCCAGCUGACGUUGUCGAUCCCGUCGUGCGUUGCGUCACAUCGCUUCCUGCAUUUUGCAAUCCUGAAGCACCAAUGCGGCCCGAUGACUGGUAUCUUUUAGCCAGUCUCAUUGCCUGCCCCGACGCGCGGCUCCGGCCAUUGGGGAUUCGACUGUGGGCGCAAAAGGUGUGUUAUUAUGAUCCACUUGAAAUGAAUCUUACGGAAGUAAAUAGCCCGUUUCCCCUCACAAUUGCCGGGUUCCUGGUAUCAAUGCGGGGUGAGUUCAAGGAAGAAGCGAUGAUGUUGUGGUUGGGGGUGGUCACGGAUCCCGCAGCUCUACCGUUGAUAGAUGAAAGAGUUCUGCAACUGCUGUUGUUUGACAUUGCGCAAUAUGCUCAGGUCAACGAUAUGAAUGACGUUAAGCGGGAACAAAUUUUGGUGGCUCAAUUAGCCGUUCUCAAAGCUUUAGAAGAUUCUAUGUCUCCUAUUUACUAUUUGGAUGCUCGCAUGACACUCACCAGGACGACAAAGCUUCUCAAUACCUCCAGUGAUCUGAUCAAAACGCUCAGUUCACUUAAGGAUGUGCUAUCGACCGGUCAGAUUUUGAGGGCUUCUUUCUUACGCAGUGCAACUGAUUUUUUGCGUUACGUUCGACAGACGGCUAAUGUAAACGAACAGUCGUACAUUAGGGUCUUGAUUCUUUUGAUGGGCAAUGUUUUGCAUGCCAUACGUGUCUUGUCAGUUCAGGAGUAUACAUCCGUUUGCAUAGUUGUUUUGGCCACCAUCGUUGGAUUUCUUCGCGACGUUCAGCCGAAAGCCUCCUCUCCGCAGGGAGACGAGUGGUGCGAAUUGUUGAAGGCUCUAGCCACCACUAUAAUGAACGAAAAAUCACUCGUUGAUCCCAACAUAGUCUCUCUUCAACUUCAUAUGAUGGAGUUACUUGAUUUUGCGUCCGACGAGCAUUACAGCACCUCUGUGCGCGAGCGUAUCCUUGCAUCGCUACGCACUGUUUCGACAAAAACUCAAGAGAUAGCACCGACUAGUGCGCAGCACUGCUACGAACUGCUUCUGCGCGCUGUCCAUUUUCACGUCUUGGACGAGGAAUUGCUAUCUGAAGCGGUUGCGGCGCUACGUCAUGCGACGGAUACAACAGUUGCUAUUGAGUGUAUGAAUUGGUCGCAGCGUAGGCAUUUGAUUGAUCGUUGUUCUACAUUGUACCGCGAGAUUGCACCAAUGUUUCCCUCAUCUCGAGGGGCUCGACGUCUUGGCAAGCAAAUGUUAACAGUGGCAACCAUAAUUACGACUGAAAAACAUGCACCACGGACACAGCUGCAACGGCGUUCGUAUGAUGCGCGUCGCCCGGUCCUGGACUCGGGUUCUAUGCAAUUCUGUGCCCAGGCAAUGUGGUCGCUUGCACUGCGGGCAACGCUGUCUCCCAUUCCUCACCUGCCUGUGGAUCGUUACCUUGCCGCGAUGCUGCGCUUCGCGAAAAAGCAUUGGAGACGGGAUGAGGCACCUAGCGGUUACUCUUCCGAAAAAAGUCUAACAGAAGAAGCACAGGUCACUACCAAAACACCAUUGGCAGAGCCGCGUGGUGGGCGCACGCGAGUAUCAUGUGGGGAUGAGAGAUUUUGUAGCGAUAUUGCUAACCUUUUGUUACCGCUGCUCAACCAAGUGCUCUUGCUUUGGUACACGAAUAGAACUGCAUUUCAGGCAAAUCAGAGGCGCCAUAAAGCCGUUGUUUCAACAGCCUGCGACAUAAUCGAGCGGAACAGCGCCUUUCUUUCGCCUCGUGUAUGGUUUGAUACCCAACGUGUGUUAUCCAACCUUCCUAUCGUGCUGCCGAAUCAGUGUACCCCACUUCAUCUGAGCGUACUGAGGCGAUCUUUACAGGAAACACUCCGUAACGUUCGCGCUUGUGGCAACCAAGGAACGUGGCACUUGCCUAGUGAAAAGACUCAAUUGAAGGCCCAGGAAGGUUCUACGGAGGCCAUAUUGGGUGGAAGGAUGAUUGCAGACAUGUUUGGAUGCGCAAAUAUAAUUGAAGACGCUGAUUUGAAGGUGUACCUCAUAUCUCUCGCGUCGGAGCAACUGAAGAUGAUCAGUGACCUUGACGAGAUGGAUGAAAAGGCCUUAACACCGGAGGAGAAAUCGCGUCUUAUGUGUUUGAAUAAAAUUGUGUCUUCCGUGCGACACGGGACGGUCCUCUACUACUAG